AGAGAGGAAUAAAUCGGAUGGGACUGCACAAAUUCGAGUGUGCAAAAUAUGUUUGGGGUCCACUCUGACUUGAAAGCUGAAAACGUGCCCUAAGAUCUGAGAUGUUGGUGAAAAACGGCAGCAAACAGCUCGACUUGCUCCAUGUAAAUUCAUUUGAGACCCAAUCAAGUUGUGGAACGACGUUGUCGUGGUCGGAACUGGUGCGCUCCACGCACCGUUGUAUAUACGUAAAGUAUUUUAGACUUGUGUAAUUUUUGGCACAACUUGUUCGAAAUCUCAAAACCUGUAUUAAGCAAUAUAAGUGAAGGUAUAGUGAAUGAAAUAUAGUGAAGAAGGAGAACCUUAAGUUCUAAAAGUGAAAGAAGACGUGUCGUCUUACCAACGUGAAUAUCCGGUCCUACUAGAGUUGAUCAGGUGUUUUAGACACGAUAUUGCUAAGCCUCCAUUCAAUAUUUGAUUUAUUUGACACCGAGCACGUGCUUUUCUGCAUACUUUGUUCACACAGUUUUCAUGUGCUUAGCAUUGUCAACCCGCAUACAUAAGAACUGUGAAUUUACAUUACGGAGAGAGAGAAGACCGACGUCGUCUUAAGUGUUAAAAUAACAUCAAAAAAACAAAAUGCAGUCUAACGUGGAGUGCAAUUUGCCCACACCAGAGUCAACAACUCCUACGUCAUGCUCGGAGUCAAAUGGCGUUGAACUAGAAAAACGGAACGCAUAUAACAAGAGAGCUGGACGCGGCCAAGUACUUAGUGGACUAACACAUGAAUGUGGGGUAUUUGGGGCCAUAGCAUGCGGCGAUUGGCCUACGCAAGUUGAUAUUGCACAAGUUAUCUGCUUGGGACUUGUCGCAUUACAGCACCGAGGUCAAGAGUCAGCGGGUAUAGUAACAUCAGCUGGAAAAUGUGCAAAAAACUUCAAUGUUCACAAAGGAAUGGGAAUGAUCAAUAAUAUUUUUACGGACGAUUCAAUAAAAAAGCUGAAGGGUAAUUUGGGUAUUGGUCAUACCCGAUAUUCAACGGCAGCUGCUUCUGAAGCAGUUAAUUGUCAGCCCUUUGUAGUGCAUACUCAACAUGGUGCCUUAGCAAUCGGUCAUAAUGGCGAACUGGUCAAUUGCGACAGUUUGCGAAGAAAUGUAUUAGAAAGAGGAGUAGGAUUAUCGACACACAGCGACUCGGAACUGAUCACACAAGCAUUGUGCUUGAAUCCACCAGAAGGAGAAAGAGAUGGUCCGGAUUGGCCAGCCAGAAUAAGGCACUUCAUGCAACUUGCCCCCAUGUCGUACUCUUUAGUUAUAAUGUUAAAAGACAAAAUUUACGGAGUUAGAGACCCGUAUGGAAAUCGUCCACUAUGCAUCGGGAAAAUCGUCCCACUAGAUCUAGGAAAUCAAACGCCUGAGGAAGUACCAGCCGACGGAUGGGUAAUCUCAAGUGAAAGUUGUGGAUUUCUAUCUAUUGGAGCUCGUUAUAUGCGAGAAGUCGAACCUGGUGAAAUUGUAGAGAUGACACGCAACGGAAUACGUACCAUUGACAUAGUUGAAAGGCCCGAACAAAAGAAACAGGCAUUUUGUAUUUUUGAAUACGUUUACUUUGCAAGAAGUGACUCGAUAUUCGAAGGACAAAUGGUGUACUCUGUCCGAAUGGAAUGUGGUCGGCAAUUGGCACGCGAGGCACUCGUUAAUGCUGACAUGGUGAGCUCAGUUCCAGAAUCUGGAACAGCCGCGGCACAUGGAUAUGCCAGAGAAUCGGGACUACACUUUGCUGAAGUUCUAUGCAAAAAUCGUUAUGUGGGAAGAACAUUCAUUCAACCAUCGCCCAGAUUACGACAAUUAGGAGUAGCGAAGAAAUUCGGAGCCUUAUCUGAGAAUGUAAAAGGAAAACGACUCGUUCUAAUUGAUGAUUCCAUUGUGCGAGGGAAUACUAUUGGACCCAUCAUCAGAUUGUUACGAGACGCCGGUGCAUCGGAAGUCCACAUCAGAAUAGCCAGUCCACCUCUUCUAUAUCCAUGUUAUAUGGGAAUAAAUAUUCCAACGCGAGAGGAAUUAAUCGCAAACCAAUUGGAUGCAGAUCAGUUAGCUAAACAUGUCGGCGCUGAUAGUCUGGCGUAUCUUAGUGUAGAAGGGCUUGUUCAAGCCGUUCAACGUAAUUUAAAAAGCGCCAAUCCAACUCAAGUGGGACAUUGCACAGCAUGCCUUACAGGCGAAUAUCCCGGUGGUGUUCCUCAGGAAUUAAGCUGGUGAACAAUUUACUUUAAGUUAGAAACGUAGGAAAAUAACAUCUCAUAUCACUAUCCUUUUUUUUAUUAUUUCUAAUAAAUUAAUUUUUUCGUGGAA
This is a messenger RNA of Hermetia illucens (black soldier fly), 2331 nucleotides long. RefSeq names its product amidophosphoribosyltransferase-like. Gene Ontology annotation, biological process: purine nucleobase biosynthetic process; purine nucleotide biosynthetic process. The coding region runs from base 619 to 2238 and encodes 539 amino acids. The record is from RefSeq and is a predicted model, not a curated record. Gene Ontology annotation, molecular function: amidophosphoribosyltransferase activity. The transcript has 10 exons. NCBI's taxonomy places the organism in Eukaryota, Metazoa, Arthropoda, Insecta, Diptera, Stratiomyidae.